Clavispora lusitaniae ATCC 42720 is the source of this 1695-nucleotide messenger RNA. RefSeq names its product mRNA-binding ribosome synthesis protein (gene PES1). The record is from RefSeq and is a predicted model, not a curated record. Gene Ontology annotation, biological process: ribosome biogenesis; maturation of LSU-rRNA from tricistronic rRNA transcript (SSU-rRNA, 5.8S rRNA, LSU-rRNA). NCBI's taxonomy places the organism in Eukaryota, Fungi, Ascomycota, Pichiomycetes, Serinales, Metschnikowiaceae. Gene Ontology annotation, cellular component: nucleolus; PeBoW complex. Gene Ontology annotation, molecular function: RNA binding.
AUGGCAAGAAUAAAAAAGAAGGGAAAGACUGGUUCUGCAAAGAACUUUAUUACCAGAUCACAGGCCAUCAGAAAGUUGCAGGUCUCUUUGGCUGAUUUCCGUCGUCUCUGUAUUUUCAAAGGAAUUUACCCAAGAGAACCCAGAAACAAAAAGAAGGCCAACAAGGGAUCUACUGCCCCAACUACUUUCUACUAUUCAAAAGACAUUCAAUACUUGUUACAUGAACCAGUGUUGGCUAAGUUCAGAGAGCAGAAGACGUUUCAAAAGAAGUUGCAAAGGUUGUUGUCGAAACAAGAAUUAAACGAUGCAGACAAGUUGGAGAGAACGAGACCUAAGUACACGUUAGACCAUGUUGUCAAGGAGAGAUAUCCAACCUUUUUGGAUGCUUUACGUGAUCUCGACGACCCAUUGAAUAUGCUUUUCUUGUUUGCCAAUAUGCCUGCUACUACUAGUGUCAGUCACAGAGUUACUAAAGAAGCUUCCAAAUUGACUAAUCAAUGGCUUGCUUACGUCGCCAAAGAAAGAUUGAUCAAGAAGGUCUUUGUCUCGAUCAAAGGUGUGUAUUACGAGGCAUCCGUGAAAGGCCAGGAGGUGAGAUGGUUGGUUCCAUUCAAGUUCCCAGCUAACAUUCCAUCGGACGUUGAUUUCCGUAUUAUGUUGACCUUCUUGGAAUUUUACUCCACCUUGUUGCAUUUUGUUUUGUUCAAGUUGUAUUCCGACUCUAAUUUGGUGUAUCCUCCUCCAAUUGAUGCUGAAAAAUUGAAAGGUAUUGGUGGAUUGUCCUCGUAUGUUUUGAAGUCUAAGGACCAAGGCAUUGGCUCGUUGCUCCCAGCAGAGAAGAAGGAAGAAAGUGUUGAAGAUGCAGAGGACUCGGCUGAACCAGAAACUUUGUCGGCCCAGGAAAUUCAAAACGCCAUUGCUGCCGAUGCUAAAGAAGAUGACCAAAGUGAGCCGGUGGAAAAUGUGGAAUCUGUUGAAUUGGACAAGUUCGCUUCCGCUAAUAAGACUACGGGUGACUUGUUAGCACAACCAUCCGAGUUUGCCUCUCCUUCGUCCACGUUAUUUUCCAAGUUCACUUUCUUCGUUGGCCGUGAGGUGCCUUUGGACAUCAUGGAACUUUGCAUCUUGUCAGCUGGUGGUGUUGUUGUUUCUGAAAUUGCUUUGGAUGAAAUGAAGAUCAACCACCCUGAAGCGUACGCUAAAUUAGAUUUGUCAUCAAUCACCCAUCAAGUUGUCGACAGACCAAAGGUCGUGAACAAGAUUGCCGGCCGUACUUAUGUUCAGCCACAAUGGAUUUUUGACUCCAUCAACAAGUGCGAAUUGCUUCCUGUUGGUGCAUAUGCUCCAGGAGAAACCUUGCCUCCUCACUUGUCUCCAUGGGGCGACAGAGCAGAAUAUAACCCAGAGGCUGAGCCUGUUGAAGAAGGCGAGUCCGGAAGCGAGGAGGAGGUUGAAAUAGAAGGAGAAGAGCUUCCGGACGAAGACGAGGAAGAGGAUGAAGCCUUGAGAGAACAGAAAGAGUUGGAGAUGGAGGCUGCAGGUAUCCAAUACUCCGAAGCUAAGGACGAACAACCAAAGAAGAAGGCUAAGAAGACCAAAAAAGUCGGAAGAAGAGGAAGAGAAGGAGUUGAAGACGAUCAUGAUGUCUCACAAGAAGAAGAAGUUAUACAACAAGAUGCAAUACGGUAUAGAUAA